Molecule: messenger RNA, 3259 nt
Organism: Ruditapes philippinarum (Manila clam)
Lineage: Eukaryota; Metazoa; Mollusca; Bivalvia; Venerida; Veneridae
Product: stabilin-2-like
Exons: 24
Coding region: 413-3259 (948 amino acids)
Source: RefSeq, a predicted model, not a curated record
GUAAAAACAUCCCCUUUAAAGCAACUUUCAAGUAGAAAGUAGGAGCUUAGCAGUACAAGGCCCUGUGAUCAAUUAAUUACCAAAUCCUAAAGGAAGUGGAAAACUGUACUAUGUACUUAUAAUGUGACAAUUUAUAAUAAGUCAUUAUUGCAGCUGAACUUUUACAAACUUCCUGUAAUUCUCUUGUAUGUCUGACUCGUAUUUCAGCUAAAGCACUUUGCACAUUAACUGAAGUAUGUUUAGUUUCUUUAUGUAUUCAUUUUCCCAUACACAUAAAAAAAUGAUCAUUUCUUAAUGCAAAAUCUAAUAUUUUAGGUGACAAGCAUUUCAUACAUUUGAAUUUCUCAUUUUUUUUCCAGACUUUUGUGAAUUCUAUGAUAGGGAUAUAACAUAAUUAGAAUAAAAACAGAGAAUGGCUGAAACAAUAAGUUUAGUUAGAUUUGUAAGCAUCUGUUUAAUACUUUAUGGCAUGACUGUCGAAGGAAAUGAAAUGGGAUUUUGCCCGGAAACACAGACGAUGACUUUUGAAACAGAAUGCAUUUCCUGUCACAUCAAUGUUUUCAAAGACUGUCCGAGUGGGUCCAAGCAGUUAACAAGGAUGGAAGGUACGUCAAAUUGUACAUAUGAACUGCAUCUCGGUCCAGGACCAAAUAUAACAAAGGACGGGUGUACUCACACCUGUGAAAUGAAUACAACAGUUGACCAGUGCUGCCGAGGAUUCUGGGGAUCAAAUUGUGACGAAUGUCCUGGAGGAUAUGACUUGGCAUGUAAUGGACAUGGGGUGUGCUCUGAUCUUAUAAAUGGCACGGGAUUCUGUACAUGUGAGGAUGGAAGAACGGGAUAUGCCUGCGAGUUUUGUACUAACAGCUCAAUGGGUGGUGAAAACUGCACACAAGAAACCACAAAGGAUUUAUGUACAGAUGUCAUAUGUCCCAAAAAUUCUACAUGUUAUGUGAUAGAUGGAGAAGCUAUAUGUAUGUGUAACAUGUCAGAUAACACAACCAAAGUGUGUAAAGAAAUUGAUGCUUGUUUGGAAUCACCACUAUGUCAUGUGAAUGCUUCAUGUGCUUUGUCUAACACGACUGAUGUGUCAGGACUUGGUAAAAACUGUACUUGUAACAGUGGUUACCAUGGUGAUGGGUACCAGUGUGACCCCAUUGACCUUUGUCAGGUUAAUAAUGGAGGCUGUGACCUUGACACUUCAGAAUGUAACUAUGUAGGACCUGGAAAGAGGGAAUGUUUGUGUAAAGAUGGGUACGAAAAUCACAUUUUAGACUCGGGUUGCUCCCUUAUCGAUCAGUGUGCACUAAAUACCUCUGCCUGCCAUGUAAAAGCCACAUGUGAGACCAUUGCCCCAAAUGAAAUAAGAUGUUCCUGUAAUGAUGGUUAUGAAGGGGACGGACAGACUAAAUGUUUUGCUAACAUUUUACAGACAAUCAAGGACCUAGAUGAAGACGAUCCUGAUCUUAAAGGACAAUUGACCUUGAUACAGGGUGCUAUAGAAAAAUACUACAUGACAGAACUUACCCAGCAUGCAUUUUUUACAAUGUUUGUCUCGACCAAUGAGGGAUUCCGUACUAUAAACACAGCUGAUUAUCAGGAAUGGUUGAAUGAUAAAGUGAAAGUACGACAAAUUUUGCGUCAACACAUUGUGGUUGGUUGGUUUAAGACUGAAAAACUACUGAAUCAGUCUGAAUUCCAUACACUUCAAGGUACUCCAGCAGAGCUUAUGGUGAAUUGGAGAGGUGAUCAACUGAAGUUCCGCCUCAGAGGAAGCAGUAAGAAGGCAAAGAUUGUGAAAGGUGAUAUUAUAGCUUCCAAUGGGAUCAUUCAUAUCAUUAAUAAACUGCUGACAAAUGCACCUGAUAAUUAUGGCAGUGAAGAGAGAACGAUAUAUGAAAAUAUAAAGAGGGAUGGAAAGUACAAUCGUUUUGAGACACUGGUAGAGACUGCUGGUUCAGAAGUUAUAGACAUUCUAACAUCACAGAAUGUGACUGCUUUAGUGCCUAAUAAUGCUGCAGUUGAUUCAUUACCAAUUGGCUCGCUUGAUUUUCUUACAUCGGAGAAGGGAAAGACUCACCUCAUAACCUUGUUGAAGAACCAUAUAUUGCAGAAUGUUAUUGAAAUCACUGAUCUCAUCAAUAUAAGGAGAAUAAAAUCAUUGGCACAAAUAUCAAGCUGGGUAUCUGUAACCUUUACAGGACAAGUUCAGUUCAAUAAUGGAAUCAACCUGACCCAGUCUGAUAUAGCUUCUAGCAAUGGUUUGAUACAGGAUAUUGACAGUGUCCUUCUGUCUGAUGACAUUUCUAUUCUACCAAAUCAAUGUGACCUAACAACAUACAAGGAGGUCAUGGGGCCAUGUGAUGACUGCCGGGUGGAAAGUAGAUGUUAUUCUCAAGAUGUGUCAUUGAACACAACAGUCAAUUGUAAUUACUUUUUGAAAAAUUCACAAGGAAAAUACGUCAAAAUGUCUGGUUGUGCUUUGAUGUGUAACAGGACCUAUACGACACCUAAAUGUUGUGAAGGAUUUUAUGGGUUUGACUGCCUUCCAUGCCCAGGUGGUCAUGAAAAUGUUUGCAGCGGGAGAGGAAAGUGCAGCGAGGGUUAUUUUGGAGAUGGGACUUGCACCUGUGAUGGUAAUUAUGGUGGGGAUGACUGUAACACCUGUGCUGGUAACAGACAUUUUGGUCCAAACUGCACGCAAGAAUGCACAUGUAUGCAAGAUAUGUGUGAUUCGGGACUCCAUGGUAACGGUAAAUGUAGAUAUCCAUGUUUCCCGCCAAUGAUUGGUGAAAACUGUGACAUACAAGCAGCCAUAUGUAAUGAUGAUCUUCACCAUUGCCACGCCCAUGCCAUGUGUAUAUGGAUUGAGAAAGAUCUCAAAUUUAGAUGUAUAUGUAAACCAGGAUACACUGGCUCUGGACUUUAUUGUAAGGAGAUUGAUCCAUGUCAAGAAUCAUACAGGGGAGGGUGUCAUCUUCAGGUAAAAUUUUCACUGUCAGUCUUGCUCAUGUUGAAAGACGUGCCAGGGACAGGAAUGUACAUGGUAAUGAAGGUAUGGACAGGGGUGCAGAUUUGUGUGUGUAGAGAGGCUGUUAUUUGGGAAUGGAGACAUACUGUUUGUAGUAAAAAUAGGGAUGUGAAGGUUGACAAAUUGGUGGCUUUUAUUCAUUUGAUGAUGAUGGUGAUUAUGGAAAGUGGUGGUGGUGAUGAAGAUGAGAGUGGAAUGUUGAUGGUGGUGGUGGGUGGUGAUGUAUGA